AUGCAAGAAAUAUUUCAAUAUCCGCCAGAAGGUAAAGAUCCUUAUUCAGCUCGUUACAUUGGUUCAAUGGUUGCUGAUGUUCAUAGUACUCUGUUAUACGGUGGAAUCUUCGCAUAUCCAACUGACAAAAAAUCAAAAAAUGCUGAACAAGCUGGUGGCAAAACUACAGAUGGUAGAAACGAAUGCUUGAUAUCAAAAUUUUAUGCCGAUUUUUCAAAGAUCUAA
Molecule: messenger RNA, 225 nt
Organism: Entrophospora sp. SA101
Lineage: Eukaryota; Fungi; Glomeromycota; Glomeromycetes; Entrophosporales; Entrophosporaceae
Source: the annotation of a GenBank genome assembly